ACACAGACAGUGGUGUUGAUGAACGAUCUUGCCACCGUACUGGACAUGAAGGGCCAUCAGGACCGGGCCUAUGAAUACGUGACAAGAGCCUCAAACCUGGCGAGAGAGACCAGCCACCCAGACCAAUGUGUGAUUCUCAGUAACUUGGCCAGGGUUCUAAUGCACAGAGGGCAGUACCAUGAAGCCAGGCUUGUUUAUGAAGAGGCUUUGACACAAGCAGAGUCAAAGGCUGACAAGCCAGUCAUUCAACAUAUUCGCAAUGGAAUGGAGGAACUGAAGGCUAAGGCUCAGAAAUCUCAGGAAGUCAGGGAAAGUACUCAUUAAAUGGAAGAACUUAA
Messenger RNA from Rhincodon typus (whale shark), 338 nucleotides. RefSeq names its product tetratricopeptide repeat protein 19, mitochondrial-like. Bases 19 to 324 code for a protein of 101 amino acids. The transcript is spliced from 2 exons. The record is from RefSeq and is a predicted model, not a curated record. Lineage: Eukaryota; Metazoa; Chordata; Chondrichthyes; Orectolobiformes; Rhincodontidae. Gene Ontology annotation, cellular component: mitochondrial inner membrane. Gene Ontology annotation, molecular function: protein binding. Gene Ontology annotation, biological process: mitochondrial respiratory chain complex III assembly.